Caenorhabditis bovis is the source of this 387-nucleotide messenger RNA. Lineage: Eukaryota; Metazoa; Nematoda; Chromadorea; Rhabditida; Rhabditidae. The record is from the annotation of a GenBank genome assembly.
AUGAAACCUCUCGAUAGCUCUUCUCAAACAACGCUUGUUCAAACUCAACGCCUCAAUCGCUCGCACCUCUUUCAUUCGACUAUCGAUUGUCGUCUGCUCGACGCUUUUCGUCUUCUCAGCUUCUUGUAUGAAUUCGACAAUCUCGGAAAUGUACUCGAAUGGAAUGUUCGCGCCGAUUUGCACAUUCUCAACGGCGCUUUGAAUCCGGCUGAUCAGCUCGUCGAACGCGACUUCAAGGAGUCCGACGUGUUCGGAUUGAACACGAUAGCGAUCUGGAGAAUGUCGAGGUGGUUCGCGAUUAGUGUGAAUCGUGGUGAAACCCAGAGCUCGUACUUACUUGACUUGCUCGCGGCGAAUAUGGAAACGUUGGCGGCGUCGCAGCCGUGA